Messenger RNA from Penicillium longicatenatum, 1566 nucleotides. Its product is annotated as Dyp-type peroxidase. Gene Ontology annotation, molecular function: peroxidase activity; heme binding. The transcript has 8 exons. NCBI's taxonomy places the organism in Eukaryota, Fungi, Ascomycota, Eurotiomycetes, Eurotiales, Aspergillaceae. Gene Ontology annotation, cellular component: cytosol. The record is from RefSeq and is a predicted model, not a curated record. The coding region runs from base 1 to 1566 and encodes 521 amino acids.
AUGGUAGACAAGAAGAACAUUCAGGGAGACACGUGGCCUCGUCUGCCUAAGAAGGCCGAAAGGUUUAUCUUCUUUCGAAUUACAAACGCGGAAGAGUUCAAGAAUGCGCUCCCUAAGAUAGUCGGUUUUAUUACCACCGCGUAUACGGCUGAAAUGAACCGGAAAAAUAUCUACAAGCAGAAAGCCGAUGGUACUCUCAAAGGUCUCGUUAGCCUCGUUUCGCUAAAUAUUGCUUUCUCUGCCAAUGGCCUAGCUAAGCUUGGGGCGGAAAAAUUUGACGACGAUAUCUUUAACGGUGGUCAAUUUAAAGACAUGACUGCCCCUUCGGAGGGCGAAUCAGAUGCAGACCACCAAGGCCUCGAUCCUCAAGAAGAUUGGGUCAAUGAAUUCAAACCCAACGGUGGUGGCAUCGACGGUUGUCUCACUGUGGCUGGUGACAGUAUCGAGAGUAUUGAGAAAAUGGUCAAGAAGUCAUUUGAUUGGGUGUUCAACGUCGGAAAUGACAAGCAGAGCAUUGAGAUAGUCUAUACCAAAGAUGGCCAAGUCUAUAAGGAACACCUCGAACAUUUUGGCUGGGUGGAUGGUAUUAGCCAGCCUAUUGUUAAAGGAUUGGACCCUACUGAGGCAGAUGAUGGUAAAGGAAUGACACCAAUUGAUCCUGGCAUCAUUUUCGUCGGAAACGAGGGUGACGACAGCAAGCAUCCUGCAUGGGCCAAGGACGGUAGCUUCAUGGUCUUCCGUAUCUACGAACAGCUGGUCCCUGAAUUCUACCGUUGGGCUGCUAUCAAUUGCUCUAUUCCUAUGGCAGAGAUAAUCAAGUCCAUGCAAGAAACAGGGAAACCACCGCAAGGCUUCACUCCUGAUGCUAUGAAUCAAUUGGCUCUGUUUUCCUCACGACUAGUGGGACGUUGGCCUAAUGGUGCUCCAAUGGAGCUUCAUCCUCAGGAGGACCCUAACUGGUCUAAAUUCGAGAAGAAGUUCCAAGAAGCCGAUUUAAAGACCAUGAAUUACACGGAUGCCUUCAAUUAUCGCCCUACUGACCAGAUCAAGUGUCCUUACGUAUCUCACAUGCGCAAGACUGGCCCUCGGGAUGACUACCCCGGUUACGCCAAACAUGUAAUCAUGCGUCGAGGAAUUCCUUAUGGAGAUGAGUGCGAGUUACCGGAGAAGAAUUCUGGCAUUACACAGAAAGAGCGUGGUCUGCUUUUUGUCUGUUACCAGAGCAGCAUUGAGAAUGGGUUUGUAACCCAGCAGAAACGCUGGGCCAAUGCUUCUGAUAGCCCAACGGACAUGGCUAAGCACAGCGGAGGAACCAGCCAGGGUAUUGAUCCUCUUAUCGGCCAAAUUCAUCCAAGCCGACAUGCAAAGCCUACUGAUGGUCAACGGAUCAACCCCAAGUAUCAAGAUCCUCCCGUAAUUCCCUUCCCCGAUUCUGAUCUGGAGAAACCCGCUCCCCAAGUCUACGAGAAAAGUCUUACGCUGGAAAGAUUUGUUGUUCCGCAUGGUGGGGAAUACUUCUUUACUCCUUCAAUUUCAGCGUUGAGAGAUUAUUUGCCCAGGGCAUAG